Messenger RNA from Hibiscus syriacus, 2917 nucleotides. RefSeq names its product nitrate regulatory gene2 protein-like. The transcript has 5 exons. The coding region runs from base 97 to 2553 and encodes 818 amino acids. The record is from RefSeq and is a predicted model, not a curated record. Lineage: Eukaryota; Viridiplantae; Streptophyta; Magnoliopsida; Malvales; Malvaceae.
AAUCGGGCGCCACUGUUUGUAAGCCCUCCACAGCCUUCAUCUUCUUUUGUUUUUCUUUUUCAUUUUUCUUUUCUUAAUUUGUUUGAUUCAUCAAACAUGGGUUGUUCGCCGUCUAAGCUAGACAAUGAAGACACUGUGAGGCGGUGCAAGGAGAGGCGCCGCUUUAUGAAGGAAGCCGUUAACGCUCGACACCACUUAGCCGCCGCUCACGCUGAUUACUUCCGCUCUCUCCGUGUCACUGGCUCUGCUCUCUCCUCCUUCGCAGCUGGUGAGCCCCUUUCCGUCUCCGACGAAACCCCUGCCGUCGUUAUCCACCCUGCCAAACCUUCUACGCCACCCACCAAUCCUAUCCCUCCACGUGUCCCUCAAUCACCUUCCCCUUCUCUCCACCCUCCUCCUCCUCCUCCGUUCUCUCCUUCGCCUGCCCCUUCUCCCACUAUCGCUAGCUCCAAACUCCCUCACAUUCUCUCCGCUUCAAGUCUCCCAUCUCCGGCACCCAAUCGUCGCCGGCUACGUAAGUUACCGCCAAAACUCCCGCACAUUUUGUCCGAGUCGAGUCCUUAUUCUUCACCUCGAAGCUCGAAAUCCGGUUUUUCAAACAACUUUUUCCCCACAGCUUUUCAAGCUAAUUCCACUUACUCUGACACUCAUUCUCAAGCUUCUUCUGUUUGGAACUGGGAAAACUUUUGCCCUCCCUCCCCGCCGGACUCCGAUUUCUUCUACCAGAAGCUUCAACAACGAAAGCAACAACUGCCCCAACGCAAUCACCAUCAUUUAGACUACAACAGCAGCCAUGAAGAUACCGAAACGGAAAAAUCAGAAUACGAUUUCUUCCAUCCACAAAAACCGAAUCAUGGUUACAACAUCAAUUCGGAUCACGCUAAGAGUAAUUUCAAUGAGGAAACCGGAAGAGAAGAAGUUCAAUGUAGUGAAUGGGGAGAUCACGAACACGACAAUUACACUACAACGAGUUCAUCAGAUGGUGAGGCGGAGGAGAGCGAUUACUUGGCAUCCAGAUCCGAGAUUGAGAAUUUCGGGUCCUCUAUGAGAGGGGAGUCGGAGAAGUUGCGUAAUCUUCAUAAUCAGACUCCUCCGCCAGCCCAGCCACCGCAGCAGAUGUAUGGAGGCGCCGGUGGUAAUAAAAUGGAUAGUAAGUCGGAGGAUGCGGGAUCGGCGGCCAGUUUUAGAACUGGUGCUAUGAUGGAUAUGAAGAUGGUGGUUAGACAUAAGGAUUUGAAAGAGAUUGUCGAUGCGAUCAAAGAGAAUUUCGACAAAGCCGCCGCCGCCGGAGAUCAGGUAUCAGAGAUGUUAGAGAUCAGUAAAGAACAGCUUGAUAAAAGUUUCAGGCAAUUGAAAAGAACGGUGUAUCAUUCGAGUAGUAUAUUGAGUAACUUGAGCUCGAGCUGGACUUCAAAGCCUCCGUUGGCGGUGAAAUACCGGCUUGAUUCGGCUGCCCUUAGUGAACCGGGCCGUUCUAAGAGCCUUUGUUCUACUUUGGACCGGCUCUUGGCUUGGGAGAAGAAGCUGUGCGAGGAGGUUAAGGCUAGAGAAGGAGUAAAGAUUGAGCAUGAGAAAAAGUUGUCAGCAUUGCAAAGUCAAGAAUACAAGGGGGAGGAUGAAGCCAAGAUAGACAAGACCAAAGCUUCCAUAACAAGGUUGCAGUCCCUAAUUAUCGUUACAUCUCAGGCCGUGUCUACCACCUCUACUGCCAUUGUCACGCUUCGAGACUGUGAUCUCGUUCCUCAGCUUGUCGAAAUUUGUCAUGCCUUCAGGUAUAUGUGGGCGUCAAUGAAUCAAUACCAUGAAGUUCAGAACAAUAUCGUGCAACAAGUCCGUGGCCUCAUAAACAGAUCAGGGAAAGGUGACUCAACUUCCGAACUGCAUCGGCAGGCAACACGUGAUCUUGAGUCAGCGGUCUCCGCAUGGCACUCUAAUUUCUGCCGUUUGAUAAAGUUUCAGCGGGAUUUUGUCUGCUCUCUCCAUGGCUGGUUCAAGCUCACCCUUCUUCCUGUCAGCAACGACAAUGUCAAUGGAAACACAGAGCCUUCUAGCGUUUAUGCAUUUUGUGACGAGUGGAAGCUCGCUCUUGACCGACUUCCUGACACAGUAGCUUCUGAAGCUAUCAAAAGUUUUAUCAAUGUUGUCCAUGUCAUAUCCGUUAAACAAUCCGAAGAGCUCAAGGUUAAGAAGCAAACUGAAACGGCAUCGAAGGAGCUUGAGAAAAAGGCAUCAUCUCUGCGCAACAUAGAAAGGAAGUUCUACCAGUCAUAUUCCAUGGUGGGUGUCGGACUUCCUGAAUCCGGGCCUGAAUAUGGGCAGGUUCUAGAUGCUCGGGAUCCCCUGGCUGAAAAGAAAUCGGAGCUUGCAGCUUCCCAAAGGCGGGUGGAAGAUCAAAUGAUGAGGCAUGCCAAAGCAGUGGAGGUUACAAGAGCAAUGACACUGAAUAAUCUUCAAACAGGGUUACCAGGAGUAUUCCAAGCAUUGACCAGCUUUUCUGCAUUAUUUACGGAAGCACUUGACUCAGUUUGCUCGCGCUCCUAUCAUAUCAAAUAGAUGAAUACAUGGAAAUUUUGAGAUCAUCAACUGUGUGUAUAGGAAACUGCUCAGAUUAUUGUAUGAAAAGAGAAAAGGUUGCCAUGUCGACAGAUGAAUAGAUACUCCGAUUGCAACUUUCUUCCAACUGUGUGUUUUGUGUAUUAUUUUUGGUUUUUUUUAAAAAGGGAUAGAGGUUGUUUAAGGGUUCGAAUUGGGUACAGGUGAAAGCUUCUCUCGAGGUAGGUAACGAACAUGGUAGGGACCAAUCUAUAUUGAUAAUCCUUACCAUGCCUAUCGGGCACAUGAACCUUUACUUCCUCCUUUUUUUCUCCUUGAAAAGGAGAGGUUUUAUCAAAUGAUCAAACACAUUUAAUACGGUAAA